GGCUGCUUCUCCAGCGCAGAUGAUGGUGCGAGAGGUCUCUGUGCAGGGAUGGGGUUGGGCAGCAUCCAAAGAGCCGCAGGAAGGGAUGUCUGGUUGGGAGGCAGGCGAUUGAGCAGCCCACAUGGAAGGCAGAGGACCCUAUCGCAUCUAUGAUCCCGGUGGGGGGAUGGAGGAGAAAGGAUCUGUGACUUUUGAGCAGUUGGUGGAGGAGAACACCCGGCUGAAGGAGAAGAUGCAGGGGAUAAAGUCUAUAGGAGAGCUACUGGAAGAGUCCCAAGCGGAGGCAUCCAAGCUGCGGCAGAAGGUGGAGGACCUUGUGAGACACAAAGAAAUGCUGAUGGCGUCAUCUUCCUUGGACAAACUGGUGGAAAUGGGAGCCGGCGGCCCCGAUCCCAGCGCCGUCCUGGCCGCCCCGGGCAGUGCCCAGAAGCAGCUGAAUGCAGAAGUGCGGAAGGCUCCUCUGAGUAGGUCCUCGUCGGAGUUUGAGAUUGUUUCUGCUGAAGCGCAGGGCUUUUUGCAGGAGAGCGGGAGAACGGACUUGGAGCAGCUGCCGAACGAGGAGGGCAACCUGCUGCCCCAGCUGCAGCGCCUGGAGAGCACCCUGAGCGGCUGCGCCGACGAGGCCGGCAAGAACCAGGUGUUCGUGCGCCUGGGCCACAUGGCCUCCGAGUUCAACCGCCUGGCCUCCAAGGUGCACAAGAACGAGCAGAGGACAUCCUUCCUGCAGACCCUGUGCGAGCAGCUGCGCAAUGAGAAUGAGGAGCUGCGAGCCAAGCUGGAAAGAGACUUGGAGCAGAGAAACCAGGCUCUGGAGAAGCUCAGGUGUGAGAACCAGGAGCUCCGGAGGAUGGUGACGCUGAACAACAAGGAAAAUGCAAAGAGGGAAGGUGCUGAACAGCAGCAGAGCGGGGCUGUGAUGGAAAAGGUGCUGGGCAGAGUAGGCCUGGAGGCCAAGGAGAAGAAGGUGAAGAUCCUGGAGCACCAACGCAACGAGCUGCUGGAGGUCAACAAGCAAUGGGAUCAGCACUUCCGAUCCAUGAAGCAGCAGUACGAGCAAAAGAUAACUGAUCUGCGCCAGAAGCUGGGUGAGACCCAGCGAGCGCUGACUGAGCUGGAGUCAGAGCGGGAGCAGAAGCAACGGGAUUUUGACCGCAAGCUACUCCUGGCCAAAUCCAGGAUUGAAACAGAGGAGGCAGAGAAGGACAGGCUGGCCACGGAGGUGAGGGACCUGCAGCAGAGGAUGCGGUUCCUGCAGGAGCAGCUGGCUCCAGUCACCAAACAGAGAGAGUACCAGGAGAAAGAGAUCCAGAGGCUGAACAAGGCACUAGAGGAGGCCCUGAACGUCCAGGCCUCUCCACCACCCGCCUUUGCUGCGAAGCCGGUUGUGAAGAUGCCGCGGCAGGAGCUGCUGACUCAGAACGAGCUCCUCAAGCAGCAGGUGAAAAUCUUUGAGGAGGACUUCCAACGGGAAAGGAGCGACAGGGAAAGGAUGAAUGAGGAGAAGGAGGAGCUGAAGCAGCAGCUGGAGAAGCUGCAGAAGCAGCUGGCAGUCUCCAACAACCAGCUGCGUGUCUCCAAGGACGACUGCCAGCGGGAGAAGGAGGAGAAGGAGAAGCUGAAGAAGCUGCUGAAACAGCACAAGCAGGCUUCAGGCGAGAGGCAGCACCCUGAGGCGCUGCCAGGGGGGCCCAUGGGCCCUGCCUGCUCUGGGGGCUUCCAGGUUGGUCCCCCCAUGGCUCAGCCCAUGUACCACGGCUUUGACGACCGGCAGCAGAUCCGAUACUCGCCACCGCUGCCAGGCGAGCGCCCGCUGGGACAAACCUACCACCACUACUCUCCGUCACACUACAUCUGGUACCCGCCCUGCGAGAUGUCUCGGAGCCAGAACGCCUAGGCAGUGGCUGGGGUGAAACCGGUUCCCUAGGACUUGGGCAGGUCCCGGAUUGCCGAAACGCCCAGAGCCGUCUUAGCUGUGUUGUGAUACAGGCUAAAGGCAGAAGUAGGAUGUGUGUGUGUGCCUGUGUAUAUAUAUCUAGGACCUUCCUCCGGCUAUUUACCCCUGUGCGUAUAUACACAUGGUGUGUAUGGCUCGUGCUCGUGGCCUGAAGCUGCUCCGGCAGGAGUUCCGGAGAGGAAUGUGCACGGAAGUGAAGGAGGGACUGGAGAUGCUG
This is a messenger RNA of Tinamus guttatus (white-throated tinamou), 2171 nucleotides long. The record is from RefSeq and is a predicted model, not a curated record. NCBI's taxonomy places the organism in Eukaryota, Metazoa, Chordata, Aves, Tinamiformes, Tinamidae.